AACUUUAUUUUCUUUCAAAAAAAGGCAGAGAGCCUUCCUGCUCUCUCUCUCCCUCCUCCCUCUUCUCAUUUGGCUAGGGUAAUAUACCCAUCAUCGCCGGACCACCUCUCCUCCACCGUAGACGGUGGUCGUGGGGAUGCAAAAUGGUCCUCUUAGCCUCGUUUGAAAUGCCUUUGAAGGCUAGGCUACCAAAACUCAAAGAAUCGAAGGAGGCCCUCAACCCCCCCUUUUGGGUCCGAUGUCGGCGAUGGAAAAGUGUUAUCCGACGCGCGACCACGAGAUCCAGGUCGUGUCAGAGGCUGGUGGUUGGUGCCCCGAGCGGUGGUGGCACACGUGGCAGAGGAGGCAGCGGCUUAAAGUCUGCAGGAAUAAGCAAAGUGAAGUGCUGGCGUUUACUAAGAUCCUGGAGACAUUUGAACGGAUGUCGGGUCAACGCAUCAAUUUUGAUAAAUCCAUAGUGUAUUUCAGCCCUAACACUAUUGUUUCUCAACGCGAAGGUCUUAGCAGACUACUGAAGAUGAAUAUGGUGUCCAACCUUGAUGCUUACCUUGGCCUUCCUAUUCCGGUUGGUAAGAAGAAGUCUGAUGCUUUCAAAAGUAUUCUGGAGCGCACUGAAAAUAGGAUAAAAAACUGGUCGAAGAGGCUGUUAUCUUAUGGUGGAAAGGAAAUAUUCAUAAAUUCGAUUCUUCAAGCCGUUCCUAUUUAUGCUCUAUUAGUUUUCUUUGCCCUGAAUGGCAUCUUGGAGGAUCUUCAGGCCAUGUUUGGUUGGGUUUGGUAGGGGGAAAAGAUCAUAACAGAAGCUGGCAUAUACUUUCAUGGGACCGCACGUGCUUUCCUAAAGGGAUAGAAGGACUUGGGUUCAGGGACCUUCGGUGUUUUAAUGUGGCUUUGCUCGGUAGGAAAGUGUGGCGUCUUAUGAGUUGUAAAGACACGCUCUGCUAUAGAGUGAUGAGUGCCAACUAUUUUCCGGAUGAAGAUGUUCUCCAACCCAAGUGUGCUGAUAAACCCUCAUUCACGUAGCAGAGCAUUGCCAAAGCCACGAGUAUUUUGUAUGAUGGGUUUGGUUGGAACGUGGGCAGGGGGAAUAAGAUCGACAUAUGGCGCGAUAACUGGGGUUUUGAAGGGCUCUCAGGUGCCUCGAUUGGUCUCAACAGGUGGGAGGUCCAGGAGAAUAAGGUGUGUGAUUUGUUGAAUAACGACAAAAACGGAUAAAAUGAGAGCAGGAUUUAUGAGAUCUAUGAUGAACACUUAGGGGAUCGAAUAUGCAAAAUUCCCCUUAUUCAUAAUAGUCCUGAUGACAAUCGUAUUUGGUUCCAUAAUCCGUUAGGCUUUUACUCUACCAAGUCUGCUUACUCGUGGUUGACUUUGAAGCAUGUGGGGUAUGGACCCCAUUGAAUCUUUUGAAGGCUGAUGUGGAAACUUCAAACUCUACCAAAAAUUAAGGUUUUUUAUUGGCGGCUGGGGCAUGAUAUUCUGCCUACGUAUGAGAAAAUUUUUGGCAUUCGGAGGGAGGUCAACGGUAUUUGUCCGAGAUGUAGGAGUGACAAGGAGACCCUUCUUCAUGCGAUAAGAGACUGCCCCAGGACUAAGGCGGUGUUGGCUCUUGGUGGGCUGAAUAACAAAGUUCUCGAGGGCACCUACAGUCGAUGUGUGGAUUGGAUUGAGGACAUGGCUCGCACGCUGGACAAGAAGGCGCUUUCUGACUUGAUCACGGUGCUCUGGAACAUUUGGAACAGUUAGAAUAAUAGAAUUUUCCGUGACAAGGAGGAAGCAGCCAUGGUGAUGUGGGGUAGAGCUACUGCCCUAAGCCAGGAUUUCUGCAUUUUUAAUUUCGUGGAGAAGCCGUUGAUUUCGAAACCAGAGAGCGAGAAAGGUUGGAGUAAACCUGAUCAGGGAGUGGUCAAAAUUAAUUUUGACGCCAACACGACUGGGAGGAAGAUGUGUUUCGGUAUUGUGGCGAGGGACUACGAUGGGUUUGUUCUUGGCGGGCGGGCGGGUGUGUUGGAGAAGAACGUCCAAGCCGAAUGGGCCGAGCUGCAUGCGUUGGAGGAAAGCAUUAGUUUCGCACAGACAAAAAACUGGACUAAGCUGGUUUUCGAAUCUGAUUGCGUGGGUUUGAUAAAUAGGCUCAAUAAAACAAAAGUUGACUUUUCCACUAUGGGUCAUCGCAUCAAGGAUAUUCUCAAUAUACUAAAACAGUAUUGUAAUUUUGAUUUUAGUUUCGAUUGGGCCCUGACAAAGCGGCUGAUUUGCUUUGUAAAUGGGCGAAUAUCCAAAAUUGUAUUACGGAUUUUAACAUGGAUUAUCCUUUGGAAAUUCAUGAUAUUAUUUUAAGUGAUGCAAUAAAUUGAGGUUGACCUUCGGGU
Molecule: messenger RNA, 2366 nt
Organism: Gossypium arboreum
Lineage: Eukaryota; Viridiplantae; Streptophyta; Magnoliopsida; Malvales; Malvaceae
Exons: 3
Coding region: 239-778 (179 amino acids)
Source: RefSeq, a predicted model, not a curated record